AUGCAGUGGCCUACGCUGUGGGCCUUUCCAGUCCUGCUCAGUCUCUAUCCCUCCCAGGCCCUGGGUCAGGAGAGAGGUGCCUGUCCAGAUGUUAAGAUCAUAGGUCUGGGGGCCCAGGACAAGGUGGCCGUCAUCCAAAGUUGUCCUGGCUUUCCUGGCCCACCUGGGCCCAAAGGGGAGCCUGGAAGCCCUGCUAUGAGAGGAGAACGGGGCUUUCCAGGCAGCACAGGGAAGAUGGGGCCUGCCGGCAGCAAAGGAGAGCCAGGAACCAUGGGGCCCCCAGGAGUCAAAGGGGAGAAAGGCGAUACAGGAGCUGCACCAUUGCUGGGUGAGAAGGAGCUGGGAGAUACCUUAUGCUAGAGAGGGCCCUGGAGCUGCAAAGACUUGCUGACACGGGGCAUCUUCCUGACUGGCUGAUACACCAUCCAUCUUCCUGACUGCCGGCCACUAACUGUGCUCUGUGACAUGUAUGUGGAUGGUGGGGGCUGGACCGUUUUUCAACGACGAGUGGAUGGGUCCAUCGAUUUCUUCCGAGACUGGGAAUCCUAUAAAAGAGGCUUUGGCAACCUGGGCACAGAGUUCUGGUUGGGUAAUGACUACCUGCAUCUGCUCACAGCCAAUGGGAACCAAGAGCUACGGGUCGACUUAAGAGAUUUCCAGGGUAAAACCUCCUAUGCCAAGUACAGCUCAUUCCGGGUGUCUGGAGAACAGGAGAAAUACAAGCUGACCCUGGGGCAGUUUCUGGAGGGCACUGCAGGAGACUCCCUGACAAAGCACAACAACAUGUCAUUUACAACCCAUGACCAAGAUAAUGAUGUGAAUAGAAUGAAGAAUUGUGCAGCACUGUUCCAUGGAGCCUGGUGGUACCACGACUGUCACCAGUCCAACCUUAAUGGGCGCUACUUGUCUGGUUCCCAUGAGAGUUAUGCAGAUGGUGUCAACUGGCUAACUGGCCAGGGCCACCGCUACUCCUACAAGGUUGCUGAGAUGAAAAUCCGAGCAUCAUAA
Molecule: messenger RNA, 1008 nt
Organism: Arvicanthis niloticus (Nile rat)
Lineage: Eukaryota; Metazoa; Chordata; Mammalia; Rodentia; Muridae
Source: RefSeq, a predicted model, not a curated record